AGUAGUGAAGUCUCAUCUCCCUUGACACAGGAGUGGCAAGCUUUUCAGAGCCUCUGCUAGCCAUGAACCGACAGCCAGAGCUCCAGUCUGCACGAACGGUGCGCUCCUCGUCCCUCCCGGUGUCACCGACUUUGCCCAUGUCUCAGUAUGCUUCCCGCUCAGACUCUAAGGGAGCUUUGGACAGCAGCAGCCCAGAAGCCUACACAGAAGAUGACAAGACCGAGGAGGAUAUGCCUGCCCCCAAUAACUAUCUGUGGCUCACCAUCAUCUCGUGUUUCUGCCCAGCGUACCCGGUCAACAUCGUGGCUUUAGUCUUCUCUAUCAUGUCUCUGAACAGCUACAAUGACGGAGACUACGAAGGAGCCAGGAGACUGGGGCGGAACGCCAAGUGGGUAGCCAUCGCCUCCAUCAUCAUCGGCCUGGUCAUCAUCGGCGUUUCCUGUGUGGUGCACUUCACCAGGAAGCCACCUAAGUGAGUCACAUGAUGUUGGAGGAGCAGUUUCACGUCAUCCAAUCAGAAGACAUGAGGAUAAUGCAAAUAUUCGGUAUUUUGCACAGAACAAGGUCUUCUUGUCAGACGGUUCUGGUCCAAACAGCAUCAGAAACUUGAAGUCUCUCAAAGUCAGAGACUUCUCCACCCUCAAGUGGCCAGGAA
Molecule: messenger RNA, 655 nt
Organism: Apodemus sylvaticus (European woodmouse)
Lineage: Eukaryota; Metazoa; Chordata; Mammalia; Rodentia; Muridae
Gene: Tmem233
Product: transmembrane protein 233
Exons: 3
Coding region: 63-476 (137 amino acids)
Cellular component (GO): membrane
Source: RefSeq, a predicted model, not a curated record